Messenger RNA from Microthlaspi erraticum, 798 nucleotides. The record is from the annotation of a GenBank genome assembly. NCBI's taxonomy places the organism in Eukaryota, Viridiplantae, Streptophyta, Magnoliopsida, Brassicales, Brassicaceae.
AUGGCAGAAGAAGAACUUUCUGAGUGGACGAGAAGGUAUGAAAACGACGCCUUUGACGAGCUUUUGUAUAAUGAGCCACCUCUCCUCUUUCUGCCUCAAGAACAACAUCAUAUACUCAUGCCAAACGAAGAUUCCAUCACAAACAAGUUAGUCUCAUCACCGCUUUACUCCGGUCCAAGAAUUCAAGAUAUCGCAGACGCUCUCGCUGCGGUUAAACCCCUAACCAACCCAGUCCGACAAAUCUCUGAAUCAACGGUCUCGAUAUUGGAAAGGAGUACUGUAAGCAAGGUGGAUAGGUACACAUUCAAGGUGAAGAAUGAUUGUAAUGGAAUGAGUGAUGAUGGAUACAAAUGGAGAAAGUAUGGUCAAAAAUCCAUCAAACAUAGCCCUAACCCAAGGAGUUAUUACAAGUGCACAAACCCAAUAUGCAAUGCCAAGAAGCAAGUGGAGAGAUCCAUUGAUGAGCCUAACACAUAUAUCAUCACCUAUGAAGGUUUCCACUUUCACUUCAGCCACCCUUUCUUCCUACCCAACAAGACUCAUCGGCCCAAUAAAAAGACCAAACGGCAACAAGGGCUUCUAGAAGACGUGGUGGCUCCGGCAAUGAAGAAUACUCCGACCAGGGACUGUGUUUUGGCAGCUUCUUGGUCUUCAUUAUCGUCAUAUAGUUCCUCAUCUUGCUCUUCUUCUCGGACUUGUUCACCACCCGUUUCUCCAUCUUCUCUAUGUUGGUCUCCCAAUUUCAACAUCGGAUUUAGUGACGAAAUACUUGAAUCAAUCGGAUCUCGUAAACUUUAA